UGAAAACAUUGCUUCCUCGACUUCACCGAACUUCAGGCAGGCUCCUUAGCCCGCCGAUCUACCUAAAUUGACCCAAUGGCUGCCAAAGAUCCAGAGUUUCAGACUCAAUGUCUUGAUCUCAUUCGUGGGAUCAAAGCCGCGCAUGAGAAGCAGAAUGAUCUCCUUGAGAAAUUGGUGACGCUCAUGGCUGCUCCUACAAUUGAACUCAAGCCAGCACAUCAAUGCGAAGAGUAUGACGAGAAUGCCACUGGCGAACCUCUCGUGCAGGAUGACGAAGUCAAGUUCGAGAAAGUAGUGUCAUCAAAUGAUCUCAGCGUUACAGCGCAACAAGAUACAAACUUGGACAACAUCCUCCGCUUCGCAUCCCAUUCUUACAAGAAAAGGCUACAGCUCUUUGAAACUGGUCAAGAUGGUCCACAGCCAUUCCUCCUCAGUUCUCAACUACCUCCCUCACAAUCUUCGUACACACUACCCCAGCAGUUAGAGUACAUUCCGCGACCCCCAGAGGAUGGAGACGUCGUUGUCAAUGCCACUCGAACUUGGAACUACUGGUAUCCACGCGAUUGGGAGACACAUUGGUCCAGAAAUAAAUCCAUCAGCCCGGUGCCAGACUUCAUGCCGCCAUGGCAGCUUACCCGCGGAGAAAAUGAGAAGUGGUAUCACAUCGACGACAUAGACUUGGAGUUUCCCCUGACCGCACCAGAUACACUACCACCAGUGGUCGGAACAUACUUCGAAGUCCCUUACUCUUUCUUUCCGGGACUGCGUAAUCUGAACAUGGCUUACACGCGCCGUCAAGGUAUCACGUAUGGUGGCUCGGGUGACUACUUGAUCGAGACUGCACUUACCGAAGCACAUCGAUACAAGAUUCGUCAGUCCCUUGGGGACUUUUACGCUGUGCCUCAGGAUGGUCGACUUCCUCUAUCGUUUCAUACGAGCGAACUUCGCAUGCAAGUUCGUCAUCGACGGACUCGUAAUGAUAUCGAUCGCAGUCUUAAUAAAUAUCUCGAGCCCACGCGUGAGCUACUUAGUAAGCUUCAUUGGUUUAGUAUCAUUGACCUCACAGCACCUGGGGGCUCUCAAAACGCGGUAUAUAGUCUGCGAACCAAAUCAUCACCGUUCCAACAUGAUUCACUGCCAUCUCGUGUUGAGGGGCCGCCUUGUUGGGAGAUGAUCCAACCGGCGCUUCAAAGAGAGGGGAAUGGGUUUGUGUCAUACCCAUCAGUCAUACAAGAUCAUCCAACUCAGCCGAUCCAUCGCGAAGGCAGAUGGUGUCGCGUCAUUCAGCUUGACGGCCUUGCAAACAUCACUGCUGGUCUUAUGGAGGAAAAGUGCACCCGGUAUAACUCGAUGACCGUCUGGAAGCUUCUCUUCCAAGAUAACCAGCUGAAUUCAAGUAAGGGCCGUGCAUUUCGUGCUACGAUGAAUCAGCAUCUACUCUGCAGGCCGUCUGCAAAGGACCUGCACGGCUCCGAAAACGUCCCGUGGAGGUCAUUUCACAUUUCGUGGUAUCAGCUCUGUACACAGCCCACCGAUGCGGCUGUCAAGCAAUCGACCUGGAACUACGGACGUCUUUACGGAGAAAAAGGGCCGUAUAUCAAACAACAGGCUUUUACUUUGGGGUGUGCUUAUCAAGAGCUUCACGGGUCUGGUGCCAAGCGUGACUCUUUCUGGACAGUCUUGGUCAUGAAGCCGUCUGCUGCUGAUUUUGAUCCAUAUGAUGUCCAUAAAGUCCCACGUCGAACAUACCCGCCCCAGAGUGAUGGGCGCCAAUAUCGUUCAGAAGAUAUCAUCCUCGAUGCUAUCCGAACGAGUCUACAAAAAGCAGCUAAUGCAUGGAGUCGAAUGCAAGUAGCCCUUGACGCAAUCGUCGAUCAUGAUCCUCUAUUUCUCGACCCCGUUCAGCAUGACAAUCUCUUAUUUGACGACGAUACGUUCUCAAGAUCGAGGCAAUACUUUUGGAUCGUCAGUUGCCUUGAGUCUUUUCUUAUUCUUAUCGAUGACGCUAUAGAGGAAUGGAGGAGGUUUCGUGCAGAUUGGCCUCAUAUGAUUAUGGAGAUUGAUCCAGCGGAAGAGUCACGAACGGAAGAAACACCGGAGGCGUUGACGCGAAGAGUUGUGGGUGAGAUUGAGGCGCAGGUCGAUCGAUUGAGGAUCAUAUUUGCUCGUUUUGAGGCAAGUCGUGACAAGACUAAAGCUCUCAGAGAAGGCCUCUUCAGUGCCAGCGGAGUAAUCGAAAGUCGUGUCUCAACUCGUCUCGGCGAGAACGUGAAACUCCUUACAUACGUCAGCAUCUUCUACCUACCACUAAGUUUCUGCGUCGCUCUCUGGAGUAUAAACGAAGGCUAUCCCCGGCCAAUGCUAGCCUUAACAUCAGUUCUUGUCGCAGCUGUGACGUUCAUCGUCGUAGCUAACAUGAGAAACAUGGCUUCCGUAUGUGCUAUCGCAUAUCGCGGUGUUAAAAGACGAAUUGUUAGACGAAUGCAUGGGAGUGAGGACGAGAAAUGGGUUAAGAGAGCAACGGCUUUUGAGAGCUAUAGACCGGAGCGGAGGGAGGUUGAACCGUCGGAGUGGUAUAUAUUAUACUUCUUCAUAUACUCCAUGUUCAGCCAGGCAGCUUCAUGGAUGAAGAAGCAGAGACGGAAAGUGAGGAAUUUGUUUCGUUCGUCAGAGAGAGAAACAACUCCUGUCAAACAGAGUCCAGUGGUGGGAAGUGAACCAUGGGCAACUCCAAGCUCGUGGUGAGCUGGCAAGGUG
Messenger RNA from Fusarium oxysporum Fo47, 2757 nucleotides. RefSeq lists its product as uncharacterized. Gene Ontology annotation, cellular component: membrane. Gene Ontology annotation, biological process: metal ion transport; transmembrane transport. Lineage: Eukaryota; Fungi; Ascomycota; Sordariomycetes; Hypocreales; Nectriaceae. Bases 76 to 2745 code for a protein of 889 amino acids. The record is from RefSeq and is a predicted model, not a curated record. Gene Ontology annotation, molecular function: metal ion transmembrane transporter activity. The transcript has 3 exons.